AUGUCCCUCCCCCGCCGGACAACAACCGUCACCCGCCUAACCGGCGAGACAAAGGUCCAAGUUUCGCUCUCCCUUGACGGCGGUGUGCUUCCGGCCUAUGAGACAUGUGAGCACUUUCCACAGGCAAGCCCGGAGGAAGCGACCCGCAUAGUACCCGUUCCCGAAGCACGGCAUUCCACCCAAUUCACCCCUACGCAACAGAUCACUAUAAAUACCGGCAUCGGGUUCCUUGACCACCUACUACAUGCGCUGGCAAAACAUGCUGGGUGGAGUUUGGCGGUGCGGUUCGACGACCACCACACAGCAGAAGACACCUUCCUUGCCCUCGGCACCGCCUUCAAACAAGCGCUAGGCCCCCGCCUCUCCCUCGUCCGCUUCGCCCGCGGCGACGCUCCCCUCGACGAAGCCCUCUCGUGGGCGGUAAUUGACAUCUCCUCGCGGCCCUAUAGUGUGAUAAACCUCGGCCUGAAGCGCGAGAAGAUUGGCGCGUUGAGCACGGAGAUGAUUCCUCAUGCGCUCGAGAGCUUUGCGCAGGCGGCGGGUGUCACGUUGCAUGUUGGUUGCGUUUACGGGGAUAAUGAUCAUCAUCGGGCGGAGAGUGCUUUUAAGGCUGUUGCGGUGGCGACGAGAGAGGCUUGCCGGAGAAGAGUGGAGGGAGAGGUUGGGGGUGGUGGGGAGAUGGUGCUCUAUAUUCCGCAGCGCCAUCGCGCGUUGUUCCUAAUCACUCUUCUGCUCCUCUCGUGUCUCGCCGCAACCAAAAGCUCACACGAGCAGACGCUACCAGUUGGACAGCUCUCAGCGUCACAGAUAGAAGACAAGCUGCAAGAAUGCCCUCUUGUCCAAGAACUGAACGCGCAUAAACUUGCAUCAAGCCCCGAAACCACAAGCUUCACAUCUAAGCUCUUCACGAUUCUUUUCCCUGGAAGCCCGGCAGUCAAUGCUAUAUUAGCUACACUCUACAUAUCUGGGCCACCUAAUUUUCUCCUCGCAUUAUGUCCUCCAGACAUCAAUCCUUCGUCCCUAUCCAUCAUGGUUGCGUUUGCGGUUGGUGGGCUUCUGGGUGAUACGCUCUUCCAUCUGCUGCCGGAGAUAUUCCUAGGCGAAGAUUCACCAGAACAUGUCCGCUUUGUCCUCGUCGAACCAAAUAGAAACAUCCUCCUUGGCCUUGCUGUUCUUGUCGGGUUCAUGACUUUUGUGGCGAUGGACAAGGGGCUCCGCAUCGCUACCGGAGGAGUAGGCGGGCACGAUCAUAGCCACAGCCAUACCCAUGCGGCGGAAGGUAGCGUCGCAAUAUCCUCCGGCUCCACAACCUCCAACAAGGAAAAUGUGGGCGAGCUAAAGAAGCGCAAGUCAGACUCCAAAACAGAGGCCAAUAAUAAUAACCUCUCAGAGGUCGACAAGAAGGAAGUAAGCCCCAGCACCAAGCUAGGCGGAUAUCUCAACUUAAUUGCGGACUUUACUCACAAUAUUACCGACGGGCUUGCGAUGUCCUCAUCCUUCUAUGCAUCCCCGACCAUCGGCGCGACAACGACCGUUGCUGUUUUCUUUCAUGAAAUCCCCCAUGAGGUCGGUGACUUUGCACUACUGAUCCAAUCUGGGUUUUCCAAGCGCAAGGCAAUGGGUGCUCAAUUCGUCACUGCCAUUGGAGCCUUCCUGGGAACUUUCAUUGGAAUUGCGGUUCAGGAGUUUGGCGGCAAAAGUGAAGCAGGAGACUUAUCAGAUGCUGGGGCGAUGGCGACACAAACAGGCCUUCUGGGCACGAGUUUGGCAAUGAAAGACCUGCUUCUUCCCUUCACUGCAGGUACAUUCUUGUAUGUCGGCACUGUUGCAGUUAUUCCUGAAUUAUUGGAGACGGGCAAGAAUAAAGGGGAGGAGUUGAGGAAGACGGCAAAGCAAUUUAUUGCUAUGGCGGCUGGGGCGGGCAUUAUGCUUUGGAUAUCAUGGGCCUGA
Blastomyces dermatitidis ER-3 is the source of this 1950-nucleotide messenger RNA. Its product is annotated as major histocompatibility complex, class I. Gene Ontology annotation, cellular component: membrane. Bases 1 to 1950 code for a protein of 649 amino acids. Gene Ontology annotation, molecular function: zinc ion transmembrane transporter activity; imidazoleglycerol-phosphate dehydratase activity. Gene Ontology annotation, biological process: intracellular zinc ion homeostasis; L-histidine biosynthetic process; zinc ion transmembrane transport. NCBI's taxonomy places the organism in Eukaryota, Fungi, Ascomycota, Eurotiomycetes, Onygenales, Ajellomycetaceae. The record is from RefSeq and is a predicted model, not a curated record. The transcript has 6 exons.